AAGUAAGAGUUAAUUGCUUGUGUUGUGGAUGCAAUAAGAGUUCAAUGCUUGUGUUGUGGAUGGAAUAAGAGUUCAAUGCUUGUGUUGUGGAUGGAAUAAGAGUUCAAUGCUUGUGUUGUGGAUGAAAUAAGAGUUCAAUGCUUGUGUUGUGGAUGAAGUAAGAGUUAAUUGCUUGUGUUGUGAAUGAAAUAAGAGUUCAAUGCUUGUGUUGUGGAUGGAAUAAGAGUUCAAUGCUUGUGUUGUGGAUGAAGUAAGAGUUAAUUGCUUGUGUUGUGGAUGCAAUAAGAGUUCAAUGCUUGUGUUGUGGAUGAAAUAAGAGUUUUGUGUCUGUAUUUUAUGGCUUAAAUAAGAAUUAAAUGGAAGUGUUUGUGCCUGAUUUGAGAGUUCAACGCUUUUUAAGGAGGGUACUAUGGUCUGAUCUUGAAUUUCAUAACAAACAAACAAAAACAUAUGACUGACUUACAGACUCGAAUUGCUAUCAUUAAUAACUUUUUUUUUUAAAUUAUACUUUGUGACUACCGCUUUUCCGUCAAUUGCUCUGAACAGAAACAUUUGGAUGGUGAAGUCUCUGCACCCUGUGUCCCAACAGAGUACCGGGAAGUUGUUUUAUAGUUUACCACGCUUCAGAAAAUGCCAUCUUGCAGAGUCUGAGAUACGUCGCUUCAGCCAUAAAGUAUGUGCCACUCCAACACUCCGAGCAUGCCGUGAACUAUAGGCCACAGCUACUGGGAGUUGUAGUAAAAAUAAGACAAAGAUUAGCGAGAUGAAAGUGAGGCCUGGGAUUAUAUUUAAACGCUUCAGAUUUAAAAAAAAAACAACAAAAAAAAAAAACAACCAAACUGCGUGUAAACGCCAGACAUUAUUUCAGAACUGUGAAUAAGAUAAAAGUUCUCGAGGCCGCCCCGUCUCUUAUCUGAGCCCAACAGAUGGCUCUCGUGGAUAUGGUCAUACAUCAAGAAUAGAUAAAAUGCGUGGUAAGGAGACAUAUUUUUUUUGUUGUUGCUAAGCCUUCCCUCUAAGGUCGGAUUUCUUCAAUGGUAACGCUUGAAACACGAGCGUUGAAGGUACACACGUCCUCAACCAGUUGUUUUGUACGCCAAUCUUUAGUAUGCCGGUACACCAAGUUCAGUUAGACGGUAUUUCAAGUGAGUUGGCCGGUACAACCAAUUCAGUUGGCCGGCAUUCCAAGUUCAGUUGGCCGGUACACGUUCAGUUGCCUGUCAUGCCAAGUUCAGUUGGCCGGUACACGUAAAGUUGGCCAGCAUAUCAAGUUCAGUUGGCCGGUGCAAGUUCAGUUUGCCGGCAUACCAAGUUCAGUUGGCCGGGAUACCAAGAUCAGUUGGGCGGGAGAACAUGUUCAGGUGGCCGGUGCAAGUUCAGUAUGCCGGUAUCAAGUUCAGUUGGCCGGUGCAAGUUCAGUUGGCCGGCAUACCAAGUUCAGUUGGCCGGGAUACCAAGUUCAGUUGGACGGGUAAACAAGUUCAGUUGGCCGGUGCAAGUUCAGUUUGCCGGGAUACCAAGUUCAGUUUGCCGGGAUACCAAGUUCAGUUGGCCGGUGCAAGUUCAGUUUGCCGGGAUACCAAGUUCAGUUUGCCGGGAUACCAAGUUCAGUUGGCCGGUGCAAGUUCAGUUGGCCGGCAUAUCAAGUUCAGUUGGGUGGGGGUGGUACAAGUUAGUUGACCGACAUACCACGUUCAGUUGGCCGGUACAAGUUCAUUUGGCCGCUGUACCAAGUUUAGUUUGUCAGUUGGUCAGGGCAUCAAGUUAUGUUGGCCGGCAUACCAAGUUCAUUUGGCCGGUACACGUUCAGUUGCCUGUCAUUCCAAGUUCAUUUGGCCGCUGUAACAAGUUUAGUUUGUCAGUUGGUCAGAGCAUCAAAUUCAAUUGGCCGACAAACAAAGUUCAUAAGUACUAAAAUUUCAUUUACCUGGAGCACGAAGUUUUUGCGUUUAAAAAACUCCUAGUCAAAUGGAAUUUUCUUUUAUAGUGUACAUUCUUUGUGGGCUUGGGACCACAGACAGAGAAGCAUGGCUCCAACGACAGAGAAGCAUGUCUCCACCGACACAGAAGCAUGGCUCCACCUACACAGAAGCAUGGCUCCACCGACACAGAAGCAUAUCUCCACCGACACAGAAGCAUGGCUCCACCUACACAGAAGCAUGGCCCCACCGACAUAGAAACAUGGCUACAACGACAUGGAAGCAUGACUCCACCGACACAGAAGCAUGGCUCCACCGACACAGAAGCAUGGCUCGACCGACACAGAAGCAUGGCUCCACCUACACAGAAGCAUGGCUCCACCUACACAGAAGCAUGGCCCCACCUACACAGAACCAUGGCCCCACCGACACAGAAGCAUGGCUCCACCGACAUAGAAGCAUGGCUCCAACGACAGAGAAAUUUGGCUUAUUAAUAUUUGGCCUUCUGUGUACUUUUAUAACUAUUUAACCAGAAAUUUGGACUGACUACCAAAUCCCUGAUCUUUUUAAAAAAAAUUCAGCCCAAUCACAUGACCUCACACAAAGGCUGGGGUUCAUGCGUGAGGAAAAAAUACACCGACAAAUCAAUCACUUUAAAAAAAAAACCAAAGCAUUAAAUGUCUUCUGUCUACACCUCCAAUUGCCUGUAACAUUGAUGCAUAUAUACUAUAGUAAGGUACUCAUAGUAAUAUUGAUGUGUAUAUUUAAUAUACACUACACUACCGGGUACUCUAGUAUCAUUGAUAUAUGUAUUCUAAAGUACUCUAGUAACAUUGACGUUUAUAUUUGAUAAAUACACAACAUUCGUUACCGCUUGCUAUGCUCGCUGGUCUAAUAUUAAUUUACGUACCCAAUGAAAGUUGCUUUAAUCGUGACCGUUACACCUCAUCGUUACACUUCAAACUUCCAUCACAUUUGACUACUACUGUAGCUCUUACUGCAUACAGGACUCAAUGGAAAUCUUGUUAGGGAAAUGUCAGUUCGAUUGGUUGUGGGCAAAAUUUUGGAAAUCACUAACUGAAAUAGACUGAGCUGAAAUAGACUGGAAUGAAAUAGACUGAACUGAAAUAGACUGAAAUGAAAUAGACUGAACUGAAAUAGACUAAACUGAAAUAGACUGAACUGAAAUAGAAUAAACUGAAAUAGACUGAACUGAAAAGACUGAACUAAAAUAUACUGAAAUGAAAUAGACUGAACUGAAAUAGACUAAACUGAUAAUUGCUAGACAAUAUUGGAACACCACCCCCCCCCCUCCCCGAAUUACUUUUGGGUAUCAUCAUCCAGUGACUAUGAGUGGCAUCAGUAUGUGAAGUGAAAGUCUUGCUUGCUCCUGUAACAGAUCUUUGUGUGUGGCGCUGUGUGUGUGUGUGUGUGUGAACGUGUGUAUCUGUAUGUGUGUGUGGAACGCAUGUAUCGGUAUGUGUGUGUGUGCUUAUCUGUGGGGAGUCUCAGGGCUUUCUUACCUAAGUGUCAGUUGUUUUGAUGUGCGAGCAGACGUAGAUCCAUGCCCCCCCCCCCACCCUAACCCCUGGUCCGACGUCUGUUACAAUGCCAGCACAUCGCCAACUUCUGUUGAAGCAACUGUUAUUAAACCCUACCAUACCUGUGGGAGAGAGAUCCCCCUGACUUAGAGGGAAGAAUGUGAGAGGGGAACGAACAAGAAGAGAUACAGAGGAACAAUGUUUUAAUAUGGAUGAGGGAGAAACGGAUUAGACAUGAGAGAGAUGUGAGUGAUUAGAUAAUGAGAGAAAAGGGAGUGGCUAGAGAAGGAGAGAGUAAGGAGUGGUCAGAGAAAGAGAGAGUAGCGAGUGGUUAGAGAGUGAGAGAUUAUGGAGUGGUCAGAGAAAUAGAGAUUAUGGAGUGUUUAGAAAAUGAGAGAGUGGGCAGUGAUAAGAGAAAGAGAGAGAGAGAGAGCAGGAAGUGGUUGGAGAAAGGAAGUGCAGGAAGUGAUUACAGAUUGAAAGAGUGCCGAGUAAUUACAACAAUAAUCGGGGGAGAAUAUAGUAGCGCUACAACUUGGUGCAACGGGAAAAUAUAGAACUGUGUAAGUGCCGCGGCAAUGCAAUACCCUGCUGUGGUUUCAUGAGCUCCCAAUGAUGUGUUCGUUAGUACAUUAGCCACAGGAUUGAAGAAAUCUAUGCUUUAAAAUUAAAACAAGGACAUAUUCCUAGCAAACAUCUUUUUUUUCCCUUUCCAAUAUCUUAAUAAAUGUUUGUAAAUCUAGGUUUGAAACCUAAAUGUUUGUUCAUCAGUGUACGGUAGGUUGUUUAAAUAUUGUUGACAUUCUUUUGUUUGUUUUGUUUUACUAUUGCUGGUACUCCUUUAGAUAGAAGUCCUACUUUACUAAUAAAAACAACAGUUUUUGGUAGCAAUUUAUACAAUGGUCGUUGAGAUCGUUGGUUAAAGUUGAAGUCUAUUUCUAACCAUAAGAUUGAGAACUAUUGAAUUUUAAUUUAAUUAAAAUUUGCUAGAUAUUUUCUAUGAAAAUUUUAGGAAUAUUUUUUUCCCUCAAUUUUAAAUGUCACUCAACUCACAUGUGCUGUGCUCCAGGUACCGCCCCAGAAGCUUCUGUUUCAGAAUGAUUGCCACUGUGUGUGUAAAUGAUGUUUCAGAAUGAUUGCCACUGUGUGUGUAAAUGAUGUUUCAGAAAGAUUGCCACUGUGUGUUUAAAUGAUGUUUCAGAAUGAUUGCCACAAUGUGUUUAAAUGCUUUUUAGAAUGAUCGCCACAAUGUGUGUAAAUGAUGUGGUAGUUGUAGAAUGAUUUUCCAUUACCUGUUUAAAUGAU
Lymnaea stagnalis (great pond snail) is the source of this 4765-nucleotide messenger RNA. NCBI's taxonomy places the organism in Eukaryota, Metazoa, Mollusca, Gastropoda, Lymnaeidae. The record is from the annotation of a GenBank genome assembly.